Molecule: messenger RNA, 186 nt
Organism: Haemonchus placei
Lineage: Eukaryota; Metazoa; Nematoda; Chromadorea; Rhabditida; Trichostrongylidae
Source: the annotation of a GenBank genome assembly
AUGACUCAGAAGCACGAUAUGAAUCCAGAAAAUGUUGCUGAUAGAAAAGAGAAAAUGGCACGAGAAUGUCUCACAAUCAAAGGAGAACGGCUAGCGACAAACGAGACAUUCGAAGCGGCGGAUGAUGACACGUCAUGGACGAUCAGUCGUCCGUUCGUCAAUUCAAAGGAGAACAGCAGAAUUUAG